Paramecium octaurelia is the source of this 2266-nucleotide messenger RNA. Lineage: Eukaryota; Ciliophora; Oligohymenophorea; Peniculida; Parameciidae. The record is from the annotation of a GenBank genome assembly.
AUGAAACACAGACCUUAAUCAGCUAUCGUUAAGCUCAAAUCAGAGCCUUCAGAUCCUCGUUCCUCUUUUUCUCACUUAAUGGUGUCUCCCAAACCCAUCAGACCUCCACAGACUCCUCAACAAUUCCAUUUAGAUCAGGAAACUCUCUACAUGAACAACCUGCAUUAGAAGUAGGAGACUAAUGAAAUCAAAUUCCAGAAUCUCAAACUAAGAACUCUUGUCUAGCAAUUACAGGUUUCUAUAAUAAUAGUAUCUCUUGUAGGCACGCAUCUCUCAAAUUGAAAGAGUGGAUCGACAUCAGUUCUAGGUGGACCCUUUGGGAAUGUCUACUAACAAUGGAGAAGGCAGCAUUGUUCCCAUGCUCAAAGCCAAAAUUAAAUAAUAAGCACAAACAAUUGAAGAAUUGACUGCAGAUUUACGUACUUAAUGUAAAUCAGUAAAACUCACUUAAAUUCUGGAAUUGCAGAAACAGAUCAAGAAUCAAUAAGAUGAAAUCAUCAAAUUGAGAUAGUUUUAAUAAAUUGCUCUCAAAAUCACAGAUCAAGAGUAAUCAAUUAGUGUCAUUUUAUUCAAAGCUUGUUCAAUGACCCUGACAUUGCUGAGCGUGUUGAAAAUUACAUCAAAACCAUAGAUGCACAACAAAUUCAUAUCGAUCAAUUGUUUAGGCAGAAUAUGAAACUCAAUUAAGAACAUCAAGAAUUAUUAGAUAAAACAAACAAACUCUAAGAAGAAUGCAAAUAAAUUGGUUUAGAAAGGACACAACUCAAGAAGAAGCUAGAUGAACAGCUCAUUACUGAAACUGAACAAUAUUAACAAAAGAAAAGAGAGUUUCUUGAAAAUAAAUUAUAGUAUUAUCCAUAAUCUAUUUAAUAGGAGUGUACUUAAACAAGUUGAUGCCUUGAAAGGAGAACUCUCCCUAUAUGAGACUAAAUAUAAACAAUCCACUAAGUUGUAAUAGGAUCAAGAGAGAGAAUUCAAAUAAGCUAUUAUGAAAGCUCAAAAAAAUAAAUAAAAUUUAGAAGAACUCAUCCAAAAGAAAGAAUAGUUAAUGUAUAUUUCAUCAUAAUCCAGUUAGUUAGGACUUACAAGAUAGAGUGGCAAUCUAAGAUUUACUCAAACAAAAAUCAGCCAAUGAAGAACCAGUGGUCAAAUUUGUCUAGCCUCCCAAAACCUAUCGUGAUCAAAACUUCCAAUUCCCUGAACCAUCUAUCCAAUAACAUAGACCCACUGAUAUAAUCAAUACAAUCCCUAUUGACCAAGAACGACUUAAGCAAUUAUUGGAAGAUCUCAAAUACAAAGUGAUAUCUCUAUGUUUAACUCGUCAAAGACUGCUACAUAUCUUCAACUAUAUAGAGUUCAUGUAAUUAAAGGAUUCAGUCCAUUAUUUCAUGGGAUCUCCCUUCAAUUACCUAGAAAAAGAUGCUCUCAUUUUAAGUCGAUAUUUCUUUAGUGAAGACAAAGGAAGUGGAUAUAAAAUCUAAUGGGAAGACACGCAAAGUAUUAGUGAUUUAAUCCAAAUGAUUAUCCCUAAAAAGGAAAACACCUAGUUUAAUUUCAAGACAAUCGUCAAUAGGAAUCAUCUUAUUAAACAAUUGAAUCAACAAAUCAAAAAUGUCAAAUUGAAUGAUGCUAAAUACAAUGUGGAUGAUUACAUCAUAUACAUUAAGAGAAAUACUAAUAUGAAUGAUGAGUAAAUCACAUUUCUUAGAUUAAUUAAUCAAAUCUAUUUAGGAGACGUUACCAAUAUUGACCAAGGUUUCUUGCGUAUCUAUCUAAAGGAAGAAUGCGAGAUGCUAUCCCAACUCUAUAAUUUAUAAAAGAUAGACUUUGUAAUCUAUAGAUACAUACCCAAAUUGUAAAUAAAACAAGAAGAUAAAGAAUUUGAAGAUUUCAACUUUACCUAAAAGACUUCAGAGCAAAAAAUUGAUGAAUCCUCAGCCCAAUUUUCAUGUAAUUCCAUUAAUUAUAUAUAAUAGAAUUCAGAGUAAGUGAUUCCUACUUGAAAACCUCAGAAAGCAGAAAACCAACUUCAGCCAGAGACUCUCUCACAUAUAGUCAGUCAUAAAUUGAGAGUGUCCCUUUAUUAAAGAGACCAAGUGAUUAGCUGAACAGAAUUUCUAAUAAUUCUAUUAAAGAAGAGGAAGAAUCGGUAGAAUUUGGAAUUUCUGACUAAUUGAUGAUCUAGCCACCCUAACUAUUGAAAAACAAAGAGCCAAUUUAAGAAACUGAAGAAGAGUAUUAAGAAAUCUAUUAAGAAGAAUUAUGA